Biomphalaria glabrata is the source of this 6537-nucleotide messenger RNA. RefSeq names its product adenylosuccinate lyase-like. The record is from RefSeq and is a predicted model, not a curated record. Bases 3026 to 4474 code for a protein of 482 amino acids. Gene Ontology annotation, cellular component: cytosol. Gene Ontology annotation, biological process: 'de novo' AMP biosynthetic process. Lineage: Eukaryota; Metazoa; Mollusca; Gastropoda; Planorbidae. Gene Ontology annotation, molecular function: N6-(1,2-dicarboxyethyl)AMP AMP-lyase (fumarate-forming) activity; (S)-2-(5-amino-1-(5-phospho-D-ribosyl)imidazole-4-carboxamido) succinate lyase (fumarate-forming) activity. The transcript has 2 exons.
UAGAGCCCAGAAAAUAUUUGACUUUCAUUAGACAUGGCAGUAACAUAAGGCAGGAAACAUUUGACAUUCACAAGACAUGGCGGUCACAUGAGUCAGGAAGGAUUGUUUCACAUUCAAGUUAGACAGUAUGUAGACUACUUUGGAAAUGUAUUUAUGUAUUUUAUACUGCCAGGCUCAUAUAUACAGUCUUGGUCUUCUAUAGAUUGACACCUUGCUGCUAACAUACAUAUAUAUCAGAUCAUUCUGAUAAGGUACAUUAUACCAAUACAUUCUAUAUACAUAUUUGUACACUAAUAUACUUGUUGCAAAUUGUCCAUUCAGUUUUGAAACUAUGUAUUAGUAACUCCACAUUGUGAAGAUCACAUGUUUUGUCCAGACCAUAAAUUUAUAUAUUAUAUCUAGACUGGAAACCGGAAACAAAUUCUUAUCCGCAAUUGAUCGAUUCACAGACCUAUAUAUAGAGAGAAAUUUUUAUGUUCGUAACUCUUUUUCAAGCUCUAAGGGAAGUCACCCCAAUCAAUCAUUUCUGGCUUAGAAAAGUAAUGAUCUUUAGUUUUCAAAGUGUAGAAAUAAUACAAAAUCAUUUCUCUGAUUUUCUUUAGAAUGGGCUAUUACAGAACUAUAUAUUCACGCUAAUAUAUGAAACAAAGCCAUUUCCAUUGAGAUAAUGUUUUUAAAAUCCUAGAUCAAAAUAAUUCAUGUGUGUUGAUUUUAAUCAUCUUAUGUACAUUUAAAUAGAUUGAUUACCUAGAUCUUUCUAGAUUAUGUAUCUAAAAAUUGCAAAAUAAUAAUUAUGAGAUGAGAGUACUCUAAUUUUUUAUAUUCAAUUAGGCUACUAGAUCUAGAUUUAAAAAUUAAAUUAUAUGUUACAUAGGUUAGCGUUGAAAACAACAACUAUACCUCUUAUAGCUACUUAACAAAAUAAUGCCUUGUUUCAACUUUUUAAAUUUCAUGACAUUUUUUGUAGUUUUAAAAGAUCUCCAUGUCCAGUCUGGAUACAGUAUAUACAAGUCUAUGGUCCAGACCUUUGACUUGCAAAUGAUCUGAUAGGAAUACAAACUCUUGAGUUGUUUUUGUUUUCUUUAUAUUUGGUGUUAUUGCUGGUUCCAACAUUCUGAACUGCUUGGUCAACACUGAAGAAUUACUGGUACAUUGUAUUGAUCUUUUGAUUUUUGUCUCUGUUUCUUUUCAAUUCCGUCCAUUGGUUUUAUACACCUGCAGAGAUUUGUAUUUACGUUUCAUUACAUCAUUCUGUCUUUAAUGGGGUGAUGUCUCUAUGCUCAAUGUCAGCUGGUUUGUUUACUUAGAACAUUUUAUUUUUUAAAAACUAUCCAUAUACAAUUUUAAAGUUUGUUAAUAUUUCAAGUAAAAUCCACAAAUAAAUGAGCAAAUAUUUUGUUUUAUAAAGUAGGACCAGUGAAAACAUUGGUUAGGGUGAACUAACUUGACCUCAUUUGUUUCAAAAGUUCUCCAGCCAAUGUAAAUGUUGUCAUGUAUGUAUAUUUUGUGUGACAUUUUGUUGAACUAUUUUGACUUAUGUGCGUAAUCAAUUAAAGACAUCCUGGAAGUAAUCACUGUAUCUGUGUGUUUGUUUCCUGUGUGUGCGUGUGUCUGUACAGCCAUGAUGAGCUACACAUAUAUUGAAUUAUAAAUUACAGUUAUUGUCUUAGGAGUAUCUUUGUGUAAACCCUAGUUGGGCUUUUUAAUUAGACUUAAACUUUACAAGUCAUUACUUAAAUAGUUUUCUUGGCUGAUUUCAUGGGACAAUAAGAUAUAUAUAUAUAUUUUUUAAUUCAACAAUUGGCUUUGUGUCUGGGUAGAAAGAGACUCCAAUUUCUAACUUCAGUGAAUCCAAGUAGUAAAAGUUGAGUCACCUAAGUAUCUUGGUCCAGGACACUGUGCCAUUAGUUUGGUCAUUUAUGUCAAUGGACCUCAUUCACCAAUUGUAAACAAAAAACAUUUAGCCACGUGGUGCUUUAUCUCAUCUAUAUAAUUUACGAUCUCAUGUUUAAUUCAUGAUGGUUGUCACGUGACAGUUUUUUUUUCCAUUGUUUUAUCAAUAAGAUCACGUGACUAAAUGUUGUUUGUUUACGAUUGGUGAAUGAGGUCCAUUAAAAACAGCAAUGGCUCACACAAAAGAAACAAAGAUGACAGUCAUCUUAUUUCUCAAUUUUUGUUUAGUGUGGACACCAUCAAUCUGUGUGUAAGAAACUUUAGAUAAAUUUAAAGUUGAAGCAAACAUUUUACUACAUGGAUUUAGAAAAAAAGACACCAGUGAACAAGACAAAUUGAAAAUGUAGCCUAAUAAAUAUUUCAUUUGAAAUUCAUCACAGACAUUUGGCUAAGAAAACUUAUGGCACAUUUAGAGAUAUGCUUUUUAAAACAAUUUUUUUUCAAAAACAUCUAGACAACAGAUUAGCCUCUAGUCUCAAGACUAUCCAUAGCCCCCAGUUGGAGCCUGACUUUACACCUUUCACUUUCUACAAGAGAUUUGGAGUCCAGUCUUAUAAUAUUGCUUUGACAGGUGUGUGGGAAACUUGUACAAACUUUGACAACACAAGAAUUGAAAUGAUCUAAAUUUGGUAUGGCUCACCCUCAAAGAGACAUUAGAUAGUAAUAGACCCAAUGCAAUUUCAAGACCACAAUACACUACACUAAGAAACCUUUGUCUUCCCAAACUAAUAUUUCCUUUGCUAUUGAAAUAAGAUUACAGAUCAAACAGAAAAAGUUUCAGACUCGUAUCUUGUUACCUCAAAAUUAAAUUUCUCCAAUUUAAAUGUAGUGGGGAGGAUAUCAUAUACUGGGAUGCCAAACUUGACCUAACACCAGUCCACAAACAGAAGCUGACCUCUGCCCCAGAAAAACCGCCAAAAUAACCGAUUUAAGGAACAAGCAAGGUGGUCACUUCCUUUUCUUGCUGGCAUCCUUUGCCGAAGCUUGGUGUUCCGCAUCUACCCCAAUACCACCUUGUGUAACCCUGUUGUGUUCUUUAUAAUUGUUUUUUUUUCAAGGCUGCAGCUGAAAAAUGUCGCAAGACAGCACAGAUUACAACACCUACAGGACUCCACUUUCAUCUCGCUAUGCUAGCAAAGAAAUGAAAAUUAAUUUUUCAGAUCAGAAAAAAUUUUCAACAUGGAGAAAGUUAUGGCUUUAUUUGGCUCAGGCCGAAAAGGAGCUUGGUAUAGACAUAACGAAUGAGCAGCUUGAGGAAAUGAGCCAAAAUUUGACUAACAUUAAUUACAAGCAGGCGGCAAUGGAAGAACAAAAAUUCAAGCAUGAUGUGAUGGCUCAUGUUCAUACCUUCGGGGCUGUUUGCCCAAAAGCUGCUCCCAUCAUUCAUCUUGGAGCCACGUCCUGCUAUGUCGGUGACAAUACAGAUUUGAUUGUACUCAGGGAUGGAUUGGAAAUACUUAAACCAAAGCUUGCCACAUGUAUUGCUUUGCUAAGAAACUUUGCCAUGGAGCACAAGGAUCUCCCUUGUCUUUCAUAUACCCAUUUACAAGCUGCACAAGUUUCUACUGUGGGUAAGAGGGCAUGUAUAUGGGCACAAGAUCUUCUCAUGGAUUUGAAGAACAUGGAAAGAGUCAGCAGUGAACUUCGUUUUCGAGGAGUCAAAGGCACAACUGGCACACAGGCUAGUUUCUUGGCUUUAUUUGAUGGAGAUGCUGCCAAAGUUGAAGAGCUGGAUAGGAAGGUUACUGAGCUUGCAGGCUUUAAAAGUCACUUCAUCAUCUGUGGACAAACGUACUCCAGGAAGGUUGACGCAGAGGUUCUGUCAGUUUUUGCAAGUUUUGGUGCCACAGUUCACAAGAUUUGUACUGACAUUAGACUUUUGUCAAGUUUUAAAGAACUUGAAGAACCUUUUGAAGCUGAUCAAAUAGGAUCCAGUGCUAUGCCUUACAAAAGAAAUCCUAUGCGAUGUGAAAGAAUCUGCUCCCUUGCAAGGCUUCUCAUCUCAUUGGUGAUGAACCCUCUACAAACUGCAUCAGUUCAGUGGAUGGAACGUACUUUGGAUGACAGUGCCAACCGCCGUGUUGUUCUUCCAGAAGCCUACCUUGGUGCAGACGCUAUUCUCAUGACUUUACAGGCUAUAUUUGAAGGCCUUGUGGUUUACCCCAAAGUCAUAGCCAAAAGACUGGGGGAUGAACUUCCAUUUAUGGCAAGUGAAGCCAUUCUAAUGGCCAUGGUAAAAGAAGGAGGUAACAGACAGGAAUGCCAUGAGAAGCUCCGUAGUCUAGCAAUACAGAGUGCUUCUGUCAUGAAGCAAGAAGGACUUUCUUGUGAUCUUAUUGACAGGAUAAAAAAAGACGACUAUUUUAAGCCCAUUUUGUCAAAACUGGACGGCUGCGUGAAUCCCACAACAUUUAUUGGAAUGUCGUCAUCUCAGGUUGAGACAUUUAUUAAAUCGGAAGUGGAUGAAGUAUUGGACAAGUACAAGGACAAGUUGGUCAAGUCAGUCAAGCUUGAAAUCUAGUAUGUCAGUGAGGACAAAUAAAUUGUUUUGGUUCGAAUACAAGUGAUCUGAUGAAUUAGAAAUAUGAUUGUAAAUGACACGGUUCAAAGUACAUUUCAGCGGUAACAAAAGUCUUUGUCUAAAAUUUCAAGCAAUUCUAUGUUCUGGUUAAAUUGCGUUUAAAAAAAAAAUUUUGUUGUGUUCAAUUAAAUGCUCAUUCUUCAGUUUGGGGCAUUAUUUAUAGGGUCUUUUAUCCAUUUUAUAUACAAACAGAAAUUUUUUGUUUACGCAGAUACCGUAUUAAUUAAUUUUUUUUUGCUGCCACCAUGCUCAGGAUGAAGGGCAUUAAUGACACUUUCAGGUUUAUUUGGGUUUUUAUAAACUUGAUUUCCCUUUGUUUGGAACAGAUGAGUUUCUAUACUGCCUUGAGUGUUGAAAAGUUGAUUAACUCAAGAAAAUUUACAAUCAGAAAGAAAAAAAAAAAGUGGCCACCUUGAUUGUUUUUUUUAAAUCAGUUGUUAUGGCAUUUUUUCCAGGGCAGAGGUCUUUAUACCCCACCCUGUAUAUAUAUAUAUCUAUAUCUGAUAUAUCUAUUGUAUCAGAGUCUGAAAGCUAGUCACCUGUAAAGAGUAAAGCAGAACACCUGUAGUUUCACAAACUGACGUAUUACAUGAUGUGUGAAUUUUGUGUGACUUUGUCGUCCUGCAGGUGAAUUAUUGAAACUAGACCAACUUGACGACAGAAAGAGCAAUGUUGAAUUUUUGGAGACUAGUCUCCUAGUCAAAUCUAGUCUUAUCCUUCAAAUUGUAUGUAUGUAUUUAUAGAGCCCACUCUAUUAAUUAAUUGAACAGAUAUCAUUGUGAUGAGCACCUGUAUAUUGACUGCUCCUGUAUACUUAUUAGCUCAUGCAAAGGAUGACCCACAAAACAAAAUCUAGUUAUCCCUGGCCAGGUAACAGAACUUAAGUCAAUGCCAGAUUUUACCUGAUGUGACCGUCCACUCAUUCAGCAUAGAGUUGCAAGUGAUCCUACCCGGCCAAGCAGUGAGUUAAAGCAUCUUUUGCAGCGAAAUUGAUUUUUAUCAAUGAAACAUGAAAUUCUGGAUUUUAUGUGAGAAAGUAACAUUCUGUCAACUACUAGGCAGUGUAUCCCAUCCUGCCUUUGUGCAGAGGACAGAAUAUUUGUUACUUAUUUUCUCCAGGUGUGAAGAGACAUAGAAACAUGUCCAUUACAAGUGAGGCCAAAUGUAAAAUGCCUAGGUUGGAACAUUUUUUUUGUAAAAAAAAAAAAAUACAAAAUGAAUAUCAUUCUCUAUACUGAGAGAACAAACAAAUCUGAAAUAGAACUAUUGAACGCCUGUAAUAUAGCCAGCACAAACUAUGAAUGUCUUCUACAACCCAGAAAACAUUUGACUUUUUCUAGACAUGGCAGUCACAUGAGUCAGGAAGGAUUGUUUCACAUUCAAGUCUUAUUUAGACAGUAUAUAGACUACUUCGGAAAUGUAUUUUAUACUGCCAGGCUCAUAUAUACAGUCUUGGUCUUCUAUAGAUUGACAUGUUGUUGCUAACAUAUAUAUACAACAGACCAUUCUGAUACAGUACAUUAUAACAGUACAUUCUUUAUAAAUUUAAUAUACUUGUUGCAAAUAGUCCAUUCAGUUUUGAAAUGAUGUAUUAGUUAGUAACUUAGUAACUCCACAUCAUGAAGAUCACAUGCUUUGUCCAGACCUUUGACUUGCAAAUGAUCUGAUAAGAAUACAAACUUUAUGUUUCAUUACAUCAUUCUGUCACUUAUGGGGUGAUGUCUAUAUGCUCAAUGUCAACUGGUUUGUUUUCUUAGAGCAUUUUUUAACUAUCAGAAUACAAUUUUAAAUUUGUUAAUAUUUAAAGAUAAAUGAGCAAAUAUUUUUUUUUUUUAGAAAAUAUGACAAAUGGAAAAAUUUGUUAGGGUGAACUAACUUAACCUCAUUUGUUUCAAAAGUUCUCCAGCCAAUGUGUAUGUUGUCAUGUAUGUAUAUUUUGUGUGACAUUUUGUUGAACUAUUUUGACUUAUGUGCGUAAUCAAUUAAAGACAUCCUGGAAGUAA